AUGCUGGGUCCGCGCUUGAUUCGCCCGGCGACAGCCUCGCUGGCGCGGCCCUUCAGCUCCUCCGCCGCGGCCUACCGCGCGCCCUCCAUCAGAGACCUCACAUCCAACUCGGCUGAAGAGUUCUCUCGCCGGCAGAAAGAGUUUCGCGAGAACCUCGAGGAGGCCCGCAAGAGAAAGGAACUGCAAGAGAGUCAGUCUGUCGCUGCUUCUAGUUCUGCCCCUUCAUCUUCUAUUUCCCGUGAGUCUGCUCCCACUGCUCCGCGUGUGAGCAAUGCGAGCACUUAUGUACAAUAUCGCCCUGCUUUUGAUGCGGCUGAGGCUCUUGAUCACGAAGCAAUGGGCUCACUCGCCACACACCGCUUUCUAGGAGAAGAACAAGCGUCCGAGACAGCAUCGAAACGCGGCGCUCUGUCCUCGCUCAUCUACGGCACCAAAGAAGGUCAACAUUUCGACAAGGACAUCGAGCGGUCUUUCUCGCAGGUGUUAGCCCGCGGCAAGUACGUUCAUUCCGUGGUGUUCCAUGAUGUCAAACCCGACAAGGUCGAUGAAUAUGUGGAGCUAGUGGGCCAAUGGUACCCCCGCAUGGCCAACGCCGAGGAAAACCGGGUCAAUUUGGUGGGCAGUUGGCGCACGCAAGUUGGUGAUAACGACACGUUUGUUCAUAUCUGGGAAUACCAGCGCUACGAAGGCUACCAUGCCUCCCUACACAACAUCGCCAGUCACCCCGAGUUUCCCGAGUUCGACCGCAAGCUCAAGAGUCUCAUCAAGAGCAAGAAGACUUCCUUGAUGCAAGAGUUUUCGUUCUGGCCCACCACGCCGCCGCGUAAGUUGGGUGGACUGUUUGAGCUUCGAUCAUACACCUUACAUCCGGGCAACCUUCUGGAAUGGGAGACGCACUGGCGCCGUGGGCUGCAUGCCCGUCGAGAGGUCAUGGAAGGUGUUGGCGCGUGGUUUGUCCAGAUUGGCGACUUGAACACGGUCCACCACCUGUGGCAGUUUGCCAACCUGGAGGAGCGCAAGAUCCGCCGGGAGCAGUCGUGGGGCGUCGAGGGAUGGGCUGAGACGGUGCACAAGACCGUUCCCCUCAUUCAGAGCAUGCAGAGUCGGAUCCUGGUCCCGAUGCCCUGGAGCCCGGUCGGUUAA
Messenger RNA from Penicillium canariense, 1143 nucleotides. Its product is annotated as NIPSNAP family protein. The record is from RefSeq and is a predicted model, not a curated record. NCBI's taxonomy places the organism in Eukaryota, Fungi, Ascomycota, Eurotiomycetes, Eurotiales, Aspergillaceae. Gene Ontology annotation, cellular component: mitochondrion. Bases 1 to 1143 code for a protein of 380 amino acids. The transcript is spliced from 2 exons.